UCCAUCACACAGCUGCGGAGGCGUUGAGAAAAAAAUUAGCGUAUGCGACCAUUAACAUUUUGCGUCAUAGCUAGCAAGAGCUACAAGUUUCAAACGCAACACGCGAUUCGGAAGGAGGUUGCCGAGUGUACAAACGACAGCGCAGCGGACGAAGGCGAUAAACGAUGAACGAAUGUGUGGCGACCAAGCUUCAACUGUGGGACGUUAACGUCAACAUUUUCAGUACAACGGGACAUUUCGUUGCUACCAAAACGAACGAAAACGAAACGGAAAAAGUAACUUCAAGUUAAAAAAAAGAAACUUUUACAGCUAAGCAACUAAAAUAUACACACAGCCAGCAAACGCCUACACAAAAAGUGGAAAAUUCUGUGAAAAAUCAACAAAUUGUGCUGUUGAAAAUUGUGAAAAACAUUUAUUAAAUUCAACUGUGAGUCAAUUUGUGUAGCAUAUUGUUGGGCGCAAGUGAAAAAAUUAGCAGCCAAAGGGAAAAGCUGUUAGCUGCAGUUGGUGGAAAAAAAAAUUUGCUUACUGCCUACGCGCGUAUGAAAAUCGAUACGAAAACGACCAACGACCGUUCGGUGGAGGCGCGGCGUGUUGUAUAUAAAACAACAACAACUGCAACAAUAAUAGCACUGGAGUGUACACUGCAUUAAAAGGGCAAACGCGUAACAAAGCGUGCGUACAUACAUACAUACAUACAAAAGUACGUACGCACAGCCACACGCACCGGCAGGUCAGCUCAGCUCAAGUACGUAGCCGCCAUAUGGCAGCUGUAAAAAGGGGCAAAACGCAGCUUUAAUUGCAAUUCGCAAUUGGAUUUGCAGUACAAAUAGCAGGAUUGUAUUGGACGCAGUACUUUGUAAUUAAUUUGCAACCGCAAUUGCAGUAAAGCAAAAAGACGAAAAGGGAAGUGACAGUGACUGAGCUGCAAACUCUUAAGACGCAGUGAAAAAAAUUAUAGCUAACAACAACAACAACAACAGCAGCAGCAGUAAUCAUGGUUCACCAUAUUGAAAUUGCGUUGCCGCUGCUCGUUGCAGUGGUGUUUAACAUUUUAGGUCACUGCAAUAUGAGCAUUUACCCAGGGCUUCGCCGUAAACCUUUCCGCCAAUAUUUGCAACAAUCUUUUGAUGUGUCCACCGAUUAUUUGGCUCAACUUAUGGAAGAGAAUGCGCGACGACGCUUACAACAAACGUUCGAGCAACAAUUGGAGCGUAUCAACUUUCAAAUGAAUCGGCAGCGACAAAUCGACGAACAGCGCGAACGUUUGAAUCAACGCCUGCAAAUGUUGGCCGGUGAGAAUGCGGAAGAGAGCAACGAGGAGAGUGGUGAGGUCGAUGUGGAAUCGACGGAAAUCGAAGGGGACUCCUACAAUGCCAAUCGAAAUCGGUAUAAUAAUUAUAAAAAUUACAACGGAAAUAACAACAACAACGGUAUCGACAACAAUAAUAUUGGAAAUCAGUACGUGGAUCCAAAUGGCUUCUUCAGCUACAAGUACUCACCCGUCGACAUGUUGAAUAUGAAAAAUAAUAUAGCUCGUGAACGCAUACCCUUCGCAGUGGGACCAGCCGACCCACGUUUCUUUGAGCGUGACAGCGCUGAGGUUGAGGCUGAGGAGAAUAAUGGAAAUAGCGAUGAAUUGGACUCACGCGCCUUAGAUGACUAUCAAGAGUUUGUGCCAGCCGAAUCACAAAAUAUUGGUGCCAAAACAGCGCCAGCUGCGUUGCCAGGCGCAACUGGUGUGGCUGCAGAUGCGGAUGCGGCUACCGCAGACACUACUGAUUCCGAAACCGUAACUGUAACAGCUUCUGAUGCCAAAGCACCUGUGCUCGCACCAGCACCUGUUGAAGCUGCGAAACUUAGCGAUAAUGGAGCAACCACAUUCCAUCGCAUCAAACCGCAAAGCGCUGCUGCUGCAGCCGCAGUUGCGGGCGCCAGUGUAGCCGCCGCCAUAAAACAGGAUGCCACUGAGGACAACAGUAAUCCAACACAUGUCAAUGCGCUCAUCAACAAAUUGCGUAAGGAGGGCAAAUCGGCAACCAUUGUUGAUGGUCAGGAUGCAGCUACUGCGUUGGGAGGAAAUGGUGGCGACAAUCUGGUGAUGCGUCAACAUUUAGGAGUAGACGGUGAGAUGGGCAUGUACUUGGUGGCGUUGAUUGCGGGCGUGAGCGCCGCUGUAACAGUGGGUCUGAUAGCGCUUGGCAUUGCUUGGUAUACAUUGCAUCGCAAAUCAAAGGCAGCAGCGGAUGUUAAAUAUCCGGCUUAUGGUGUGACCGGGCCAAACAAGGACAUCUCGCCAACGGGCGAUCGCAAAUUGGCACAAAGCGCACAAAUGUACCAUUAUCAGCAUCAGAAGCAGCAAAUUAUUGCAAUGGAGAAUCGUCAGGCGGCUGAGGGUAGCUGUGGCAUGUCGGAUGUGGAGAGUGAUGAUGAGGAGAACGAGGAGGGUGAUUACACUGUGUACGAAUGCCCAGGUCUUGCACCGCCAAUGAGCGAAAUGGAGGUGAAGAAUCCAUUGUUCUUGGAUGAAACGCCAAUUACGCCAUCGAGCAACAACACCACCACAACCACGACCACAACUUCAACACCAAUCAUUACCAACAAUCUAACACAUGCCACACCACAACAACCACCCACACAACAACUCGGCAAGAAGCCCACUUAUAAGGUUAUAGUCGGUGCUGCACCCAAUCCCAAAGCUACCUCAGCAGAAUCUACGUCUUCCGAGGAGAAUAGCAAAAGGAAGAAGAACAAGAAGUAAAGCAGUGCACACUCAGUGUACAGUAUGAAGAAACGGUAUCAGUAGCGGUACUUUCAUGGUAAUUGUGAUGUCAAAUUGAAAUUGAAAAAAAA
Messenger RNA from Ceratitis capitata (Mediterranean fruit fly), 2853 nucleotides. RefSeq lists its product as uncharacterized. The record is from RefSeq and is a predicted model, not a curated record. The transcript has 4 exons. Bases 998 to 2761 code for a protein of 587 amino acids. Lineage: Eukaryota; Metazoa; Arthropoda; Insecta; Diptera; Tephritidae. Gene Ontology annotation, cellular component: membrane.